AUGGACGCGAUGAAGACCGUCAGGAACCCUUGGUUGCAGUGGAAGAAGUUUCUUCAUCAAUGUCUUUCUCAAAGGACCGAUGCUUCUGAAUUUAGGGGUUUUGCGAAGCUUAUGUUAAAUCGCUAUCCCAUGCCAGGGAAAAAGCUCGUAGAUGCUAUUCUGGAGUCAAGAUCGGUUACGAAUGUACCCUGGGACCCCUUAAUACCACUCUAUGUGGACUCUCUGCACAGAAUCGAGAGGGUUAAAAUCGAAGAAAUAUUGAAAUCCCUUCUCUCACAUUCAACGGUCUCUCAGAAGCAAGAGUCUGUGCAGAGCAUAUCGAGGCCAAAAACAUCAGUCAGCACGCUGAUGAGUGACUACUGCAUUAUCCACAAUGCUACGAUUGCGGCAACAUCAGGACACGCACCCAACACAACAACCGACGCAGCAAAUAUAUUUGCCGCGCUUGCACACUGGAUUAUCACAUUGCUUUCAUGGAUGUCGAGUAAUGAAGCGGGACGUGAACCUGCUGACUUGUUGGCAAAUUCUCCCGACACUCUAGCAGUGUUCGAAUCGCUUGGAAUUCUACUUGCCGCUCUUGUGGGUACGGAGAAGUCAGUAAAUGCCUUUUCGUCCUCAGAGUCUAAAGGGUGGAGAAAUAAACUAUCUCGGGCUCUCUCUGCAUAUAUUCCGCUCUGCAGCGGUGUAUCCAUUCCAUUAAGGGACAGGCUCGAGGUUUUGCGAAAAGAUUUCAAUCUCUAUGUCCACGAUGGCCAGAAGUCUCUUGAGGACACUAUGAUGGAGAAUGUUAAUAUUUCAGCUCUAGAAUUCGAGUCCAACGUGCUCGAUGGGUCUAUAAUGAACUCGAGAGCAGGUCCCUAUAUUUACAUUAAUGCCCUGCUCUUUGGGAGGCCUCUUAUUGACGAUAGUAUGUUUAUCAACUACUUAAAUAAUCGAUAUGGACACGAUCGCAUGACACUCAUUGAAGACCUCAUCACCGCAACCUUUGAUGUUUUGUCAAAUGGGAUGUAUCGCAAUGAGCCAAAUCGAACCAUGUUUAUCUUCCGCUCCUUUCUAGUUAACAAACUCCCUCCAUUUUUUGCGGAAAUGUGUGCUUCCUCUAUUGAUCCCAUCCCAAUGGAACUUUGUAUCACUCGUGCACUCAGCCGCAUUGACCCAAAUGCAUUCCCGUCGUUUUCAGAAAUGUUUACUAUGCAAGGCAAUUCUAUUCUUUCGGACGUCCGGCAAGAAUUUUUAUUCGCCUGCGCUUUGCACAAAUUGAUACCCGAGGCAAGCAUCGAGCGGCUAUUAGGAGAAAACCCCAUGCAAACCUUACCUGUUGGAGGACAGCUUCGGAGAGAAUAUCUAGUCUCCCAGAUCAACAACAAUCCUGAACGCGCGGAACAACUGAUAAAUGAACUCGAGUCCAUGGAAGGUAAUGCUGGUGCCAUAGCUGCAGCUAUAACAGAAGUAAUGCAUAGUUUAUGCUCGAGGAAAGACACAAUGACCCUGAAAAAUAUCUGCAAUGCUCUCUCACGAAGGCCUCAGUCGUUGGACGUCAUGUUACUUUUUAUCAGUUCAUCGACUAUUCUACAGCCUCUGUGUUCAUUACUCGAUGCCUGGAAAUGGGAUGAAGAACAAGGCGAAAACCAACCUGUCUAUGAUGAAUUCGGCGGCAUAUUAUUGCUGGUUCUUGCCUUCAAGCACAAAUACGGAUUAUCUCAUCAAGAUUUAGGAAUUUCUAACCCCGACUCGUUUGUUUUGCGACUUUUGCAGCAUGGUUCGUCCAGCCAGAGACUCGAAGACUUGGAUGAAAAGCAAAAGAAUAACCUUGGUGCAUGGAUUACCGCUCUAUUUAUUGCGGAAGGUAUAAGUGACGAAUCAAUGUCAUCAUGUAGCCCACAAGAGUUUUAUACCCUCGUUGCGACGCUUUUCAGUCAGAGUUUGGCUGCCUGUGAGGCUGGGAAGUUGGAGUUCGAGACGUUGAAAGGCGGAUUCGAAUUUAUGGCAUUGACCUGGCUUGGGCAUCAUAUUUUGGAAUCGGAAAGUGAUAUAUCCGCGUCGUUAAAAAUUCUACUUGCACUUGUUAAGCCCAGUUCUAUAUCAGGAGAAGGACAGGAAAUCCAUCGCACAGUUCUAUUAAUAACUGCUAAGUCGUUGGAAGACCAACUGAAGGGCGUUCGCACGCGACACCCAUCCAGAAACGACUUAAAGACUAUCCUUGAAGCUUUGGAGCCAUACCACUCCUUCCAGCAACGCGGCACAGCUCGUUGUGGCGAAGUAGAAGGGUGGGCCGCGAACCCAGCAGGUGGGGGAAUUGUCGCCAGCAUACGCAACGCAUUCUCGUCCCUCGUACUCUGGAGCACGGACCCAGAUAUAAGUAUGACUCCUCCCAGCUACACCCACCGACAGCUUGUGGCCGGAAUAAAGCUUGUAGGCGCCGUCCGUGUUUUGCGGGGCAUAGUUGAUGAACUCAGACUUCAGGCUGAAACAGGAAGCGGAGAUUUAGCCCUUGAUAUAGCCGCCACUCUUAUCUGCGCUCCACUGUCAGAAUCCUUUGCUGCGGAACAGGCUGAAUUUCAUCCACUAAAUUCUUCUAAAGACGCCAUAUCCCGCCGUCCAAUCCUAACUCUCCGCGAUGCACUUGCCUUUGAGCGCGAUUCUAUUUCUAAAAUGAUUGACACCGAUACCCUCCGCGCAGAGCUAAUUGUACGGCUAAACCGGCGAGUUGAUUCCCUUACUGCUAUCCCCCAGAUAACGCAGGAAGUUUCAAACAUCGAUGUUAGCAACAUCAUGCAAGAUAUCAAUUUAGACGAGGAGCAGAUGGGAAUAGGCGGCCAGGGCCAGGCUCAUGACACCGACCAGGGUGGAAAGCAGACGGGCCAACCGGAUCAGCGUGGCGAGGAUGCGGGGAGCCUUAGUCAAAUUCUUGACGCUACAGUGGCGGUAGCUUCUAGAGCGGGGGAACUUGGUACCGGAAAUGGACAGGGAAUGGGAAUUGGGAUCGAUAUGGGCAUGGAUGGUGGCAUGGAUACUAGUAUCGAUGAUGUGUUGAACGGAGCGGAUAUGGGGGUUGAUAAUCCUGAAUUUCUGGAUUUGGACAUGGAGGGCAUGUUUUAG
Paracoccidioides lutzii Pb01 is the source of this 3099-nucleotide messenger RNA. Its product is annotated as mediator of RNA polymerase II transcription subunit 5. The record is from RefSeq and is a predicted model, not a curated record. The transcript has 7 exons. The coding region runs from base 1 to 3099 and encodes 1032 amino acids. Gene Ontology annotation, biological process: regulation of transcription by RNA polymerase II. Gene Ontology annotation, molecular function: transcription coregulator activity. Gene Ontology annotation, cellular component: mediator complex.